CGGGGCAGUACUACUCUGUCCUGUAGGUUCUCUGUGAGUUGUAAUCGACUCGACGGCAGCGGGUUUGGUUUUGGUUUUUGAGCACCUAGUUGUUGUCGUCCUUGUCGUUGUUAGCUGCUGUGGAGUCGAUUCUGACUCAUGGCGACCCCAUGUGUAGGUGCUCAAAUAUUUGUUGAUUGACAUAGGGGGCUUCCUAUAAUCUCCUGGAGGAGACUAGAACCGAGACAUCUACUAUUCGAUCUACAUUAACAGCUAGGAGUGAUCCUUAAAGGCAAAUCUGAUCAUGUCACUUGUUUAGGGAAGAAAACCCAGUCUAUCUCUCUAGCUUCAUUUUAAGCCCGGCUUUCCCACACUCCUCGGUUCCAAACAGACUCCCCUCACCCCCAAUUCCUUGGGUGCGUCACAUUCUCUUCUGUCACUGAGAGCCUUUUUACACUUUUCUCUCUCCCAGAAAAAUGUGCUCCCUCCCCCUACUUCCUCCUAGUAAACUCCUAUUUAUCCUUCAGCUAUCAUCUUUAAGUCACUGCAGCAGGGAAGCCUUUCCCUACUUCUGAUACUAGUUUGGGUCUGUCCAUUACCCUAAAUUUUUUUCUUUAUAGCAAUCCUUAUGUUUACAUAUUUGCAUGAUCACUGAUUCUUGAGUGUCUCGUGCUGAGAUUGUAUGCCCCUUGAAGGCAGGGAUCAGGUCUGUUUUGCCCACCUUGAAGUGCUUAAUAAAUAUUUGAUGAAUGAUUGAAUUAAUAAAUGAAUGAGGGACUCACCAUCUGGCGGUGGUAAUUAGAGAAAAGCAUUGUGGAUCACGUUUCAGCUAGGAUAGUGGUUCUCCACUCAAUAAGAUCUGACGCUUCUCUUUUUCAUAUUUUGCAACUUCUCUUUAUUGUCCUGAAAUGGAAUUUAUGUAUAAGUAUUCUUUCUAUGUAUAAUUCUUAAAAAUCAACACAAUGUCCUAACUGGACUAUAAAGGAGAAAUUAAAUGAAAGUAGUUUAUAAUAAAAUAACAUAUUUCAAUAUGCAAAUUUUGGGGCAUGACUCACCUAGAAAUUGAGAUAGUCGGUUCUUUGAACCUGUACUUAGAAACUCGAAUGCUAUAGGUAUAUUAAGAUAUAUUAAGGAGCCCGGGUGGUGCAACGGUUAAGUGCUUGGCUGCUAACUAAAAGGUUGGUGGUUGGAACGAACCCAGUGGCUCCACAGGAGAAAGACCUGGCGAUCUGCUCCCGUAAAGAUUAUAGCUUAGAAAACCCUAUGGGGCAGUUCUGCUCUGUCACAUGGGUCUCUAUGAGUCAAAAUCGACUUGAUGGCACCUGACAAAAACAACAGGUAUAUUGUUAACUCAACCACCCCAAGCACUGUACCACACUUUUCUGAAAUUGUGAAUAAUUCUUGGUAAAGUUCAGUACAAAACAGUACAGUUGUCCCUCAAUUUACCAGGUAAUUGCAUUCCUGGGAAAGUCAAUGUAUAUGAAUACCAUACAGUAGAUACUUUGUUUUUAUGUGGUGAAAUACAGUUAGUUCUGGGUUCAGAUCAUUAAGAACAGAAUUUUUUUUUUACCUACAUGAGUGUCAGAGGGCAUUCAGAAGUUAUACAGGAUGUGGGACAAUUCAUGUGUCAGACUGUUUCAAGCAUUGCAGGAAUCUGACCUAACCGAUUGUUGCCACUAAACCCAUUAGCACUCCCCUAUCACUGUGACCAGCAACAAUGCCCCCUAAAUGCUCCCUAGGGGGCAGUACUGCCCCUCUUAAAAAUAUCUGGCCUGCAAUCCUAAGGAAAGCCUUCAAGGCCAGGUAAGUGUGUGUGUCAGCACAAGUGUAGAUACAGACUCUGACUGUAGAGGCCAGUGUGUGACUAGAAAUGAAGGAGAACACUGUCAGCAGAAGGCCAGGGACAUCACUUCAUAUGACAUGCUGUUAUGUCCUCUGUGUGUGUGGGAGUAAAGGGCUUAGAGGGUGCUGCAUCCUGGCAUUGAGGGGGCCUCUGAUGUGCUCUUUUUCCCAGAAGCGGGCCCAGGAUGCCGUGGUCAUCCUGGGGGGUGGAGGACUUCUCUUCGCUUCCUACCUGACUGCCGUAGGAGAUGAGCAUUUCUAUGCUGAACACUUGAUGCCAGCUCUGCAGGGGCUGCUGGACCCUGAGUCAGCCCACAAGCUGGCUAUUCGUUUUACCUCCUUAGGGCUACUUCCUCGUGCCACGUUUCAAGACUCUGACAUGCUGGAAGUGAGGAUUAUGGGCCAUAAAUUCCGAAAUCCAGUAGGAAUUGCUGCAGGAUUUGACAAGCAUGGGGAAGCUGUGGAUGGACUUUUUAAGAUGGGCUUUGGCUUUGUUGAGAUAGGAAGCGUUACUCCAAAACCUCAGGAAGGAAACCCCAGACCCAGAGUCUUCCGCCUUCCCGAGGACCAAGCCAUCAUUAACAGAUACGGAUUUAACAGUCAUGGAUUCUCAGUGGUGGAGCACAGGUUACGGGCCAGGCAGCAGAAGCAGACCAAGCUCUCAGAAGCUGGGCUGCUACUGGGAAUAAACCUGGGGAAGAAUAAGAUGUCAGUGGAUGCUGCUGCGGACUACACAGAAGGGGUACGAGUCCUGGGCCCCUUGGCUGACUACCUGGUAGUGAACGUGUCCAGUCCCAAUACAGCAGGGCUGCGAAGCCUUCAGGGAAAGGCCAAGCUGCACCACCUGCUGACCAAGGUACUGCAGGAAAGGGACGCCCUGAAGGGAGCGCACAAGCCGGCUGUGCUGGUGAAGAUCGCCCCCGACCUCACAGCCCAGGAUAAGGAGGAUAUCGCCGGGGUGGUGAGAGAGCUGGGCAUUGAUGGACUGAUUGUCACAAACACCACCUUGAGUCGCCCUGCCAGCCUGCAGGGUGCCCUGCGCUCUGAAACAGGAGGGCUGAGUGGGAAGCCCCUCCGGGACUUGUCAACUCAGACCAUUCGAGAGAUGUAUGCACUCACUCAAGGGAGAGUUCCCAUCAUUGGGGUUGGCGGUGUCAGCAGUGGGCAGGAUGCGCUGGAGAAGAUCCGGGCAGGGGCCUGCUUGGUGCAGCUGUACACAGCCCUCACCUACUGGGGCCCACCUGUGGUAGGCAAAGUCAAGCACGAGCUGGAGGCCCUUUUGAAAGAACAAGGUUUUAGCAGCAUCACAGAGGCCAUUGGAGCAGAUCAUCGGAGGUGAGGAUGUUGUCUGGUGGAAAGCCGUUCUGUAACCUUCUCACUAAAUCAGAUGAACCCUGUGGCUGCAUCGUGGGAGGAGGGACUGUUUUCAGCCAGAUGCCCCAAACCAUAAGAGUCCUUCCUUGAUGGCCUGGCCAGACUGUAAAAGACAAUCACGAGGAUCACCAGCAUCAACAGAAGGCGUUCUGCAAUCACUUGGUCAGACCAUAAAGUGCCAUUGUGAUUCUUUCUAUAUUCAGAUUCCAAGAUCCUUCAAUAUUGCAAGGACAUUGGAUAUUUGGGGGUGAGGGUGGGGGAAUCAUGGAA
Trichechus manatus latirostris (Florida manatee) is the source of this 3465-nucleotide messenger RNA. RefSeq names its product dihydroorotate dehydrogenase (quinone) (gene DHODH). Bases 1850 to 3160 code for a protein of 436 amino acids. The transcript has 8 exons. The record is from RefSeq and is a predicted model, not a curated record. Gene Ontology annotation, biological process: 'de novo' pyrimidine nucleobase biosynthetic process; pyrimidine ribonucleotide biosynthetic process. NCBI's taxonomy places the organism in Eukaryota, Metazoa, Chordata, Mammalia, Sirenia, Trichechidae. Gene Ontology annotation, cellular component: mitochondrial inner membrane; cytoplasm. Gene Ontology annotation, molecular function: dihydroorotate dehydrogenase activity.